AUGGCGAGGGGAACGGUGGUGACGGUAAAUGAAGAAGAUGAUGAUGUGUGGAUGGAUCUUUGUUUGAUUUUGGUCUCUCUUCAAUCUGAUGAUCUUGCCUCCGUCGCCGCGGUCACCGAGACAACCACCGUCCCGGCUCCUACUUCUGCCACUGCCGCCGCCGAGUCCACUGCUGGCGCCGAGUCCACUGCUGGCGCCACAAUCGCCUCCUCCGGUGCCAUAGCCACCUCCGCUGACACAAACACCAACAUUUCCCAAUCUCCGGCUGUUGAGAAACCUGCUGCCACCAAUGCCGCUGCGUCUUCCGAUACUCCUGCUGGGGAGAAAGAAAAAGAAGAUGAAACCCCGAAAUCUCCCACCCGCCAGGACGCACCUCCUAGCCCACCCCAACAAAUGAUGGGGGCUCCAUGCCCUCCCCGCCUCAUCAAGAGGAAAGAUCCUGCCCUGGCGCCACCAUUACCUCUGAAGCAGCCCGGAUUGAGCAAGCUCCUGCUCCCGAGGGCAGCUCUACAAGCUAUUACAAUAUGCUCCCCAAUGCCAUCGAACCCUCAGAAUUCCUGCUCACUGGCCUCAACCGCGACGCCAUAG
Lotus japonicus is the source of this 588-nucleotide messenger RNA. Its product is annotated as predicted GPI-anchored protein 58. NCBI's taxonomy places the organism in Eukaryota, Viridiplantae, Streptophyta, Magnoliopsida, Fabales, Fabaceae. The coding region runs from base 1 to 588 and encodes 195 amino acids. The transcript has 2 exons. The record is from RefSeq and is a predicted model, not a curated record.